Molecule: messenger RNA, 1983 nt
Organism: Tachysurus fulvidraco (yellow catfish)
Lineage: Eukaryota; Metazoa; Chordata; Actinopteri; Siluriformes; Bagridae
Product: B-cell receptor CD22-like
Exons: 10
Coding region: 1-1983 (660 amino acids)
Biological process (GO): cell surface receptor signaling pathway
Molecular function (GO): transmembrane signaling receptor activity
Source: RefSeq, a predicted model, not a curated record
AUGAAAGGCAGGUUUCCUCCAUGCGGGCAAUCUAAAUCCAGUAACACCACUUGGACAAACUCUCUAUUAAUGACGAUUAUAGGGAGUCCUAAAGCUGUGGUGUCCAUAAAGCCUGAUACACAUGUGUUCAUUGGAGAGAUUGUUGAUCUCAGAUAUGACAUACAGGGAGGAGGAGACACUCAGUGGACUUACAGCUGGAAUAAAAAUAGCACCACCAUAUCCGAGGGAAUAGGGAGAAAGUACAUAGAAAUCAGAAUACAGAUGUUCACUGUCUGGCCUGUUGAAGAUUCUGACAGUGGUUCCUAUACCUGCAGAGGACACGGGAGAGACUCUCAGAGCUCAGAGAUCAGUGAUGCUGUUACACUGACUGUAUCAGUAAAACCCAAACCGACUGUGAGAGUGAAUUCUCAGAGCUCCGUCUACACUGGAGACACCGUCUACUCCGUCUACUCUGGAGACACUCUGAGCUGUGAGCUGCAGCAGGGGACUGGAUGGAAGUUUCAAUGGUACAAAAAUAAUGAGACAUUACAGAAUCUGAACAGAGAACAAGUGAACACACUUAAUGUGACAGUCGAUAAUGCAGGAGAAACAGAGUACAAGUGUCGAGCACGCAGGAGAAACUAUGACAAGGGCUACUACUACACAGAGUUCAGUGAUCCUGUCAAGAUUACAGUGAGAGUGAGACCUAUACCAGUGGUAUCCAUAAAUCCCAAUAAUCAGGUGUUCAGUGGAGACACCGUCACUCUGAGCUGUAACAUACAGGAUGAAAGUGUCUCUAACUGGCAGUACAGCUGGUAUAAAGAUACUUCACACAGUCCUGUCAGUAGUGAACAGGUGUACAGUAUCAGUGGUGUUGAAGUGACCCACACAGGUACAUACACCUGUAGAGGAACAGAGAGAGGAGGCUCACGCUCCACACACUCCAGUGAUGUUAUUACACUGACUGUAUCAGAGAGACCACAGGCAGUACUGAGUGUAUCUACACAGAGCUGGCUGACUGAAGGAGACUCAGUGACUCUAAGCUGUGAGGUUACAGACUCCUCUACAGACUGGACAUUCAGCUGGUACACAGUUGUUCCCUACAGAGAUGGAUUAACUGGAAUAUAUAAUAAUCGUGGCUAUAUUGUGCAUGUGGAGCUCCUCUCAGACAGCAGCAGAGGAUCUGAAGGCAAAUACACUCUCAGUCCUGCUGCUCUUAAUCACACAGGAGUUUAUAUGUGCAGAGGAGAGAGAGGAGAACCAUCCUUUCACACACAGUACAGCAAUCUACAGCCACUAUGGAUCACUGGUGAAUCUCCUCCAGUCUCUCUGAUCAUCAAUCCCAGCAGAACUCAACACUUUACUAAAGACUCUGUCUCACUGAGCUGUGAGGACCAGAGUAACUCUACUGGAUGGACAGUGAGACGAUACACACACAGUGAGAGAGUGUUAGAUUGUUCACACUGGGGAUCAGUUACAGGAUCUACAUUUAACAUCAGCUUCCUCUCCACAUCCUACACUGGAGUUUACUGGUGUGUGUCUGAAUCUGGAGAAAACAGUAAUCCUGUCAACAUCACAGUACAUGAUGGUGAUGUGAUCCUGAAGAGUCCUGUCCAUCCUGUGACUGAGGGACAUCCUCUUACUCUACGCUGUUUAUAUCACAACCCAAAUCCCUCAAACCUCCAAGCUGAUUUCUAUAAAGGUGGAUCAGUUCUCCAGAAACACACUACAGGAGAGAUGAUCAUCCAAACUGUCUCAAAGUCAGAUGAAGGUUUCUACCACUGUAAACACCCAGAGAGAGGAGAGUCACUGAAAAGCUGGGUCUCAGUCAGACGUGUAGAAGCUCCAUUCUCAGUACUCAUGCUGAUCUGUAAUGUUAUGACAGCCUCACCGUAUCUGCUGGUGACCAUCAUUCUGCUGGUCAUAUGUUACAGAGCUUGGGGUAAGAACUCUUUCAAUCACACUGAUGAAGACAGGAUUGAGAAUGCAGUCAUAGAGGAGUGA